This is a messenger RNA of Scomber japonicus (chub mackerel), 4934 nucleotides long. It is a transcript of the gene pkn1a, whose product is annotated as protein kinase N1a. Gene Ontology annotation, biological process: signal transduction; protein phosphorylation. The transcript is spliced from 23 exons. The record is from RefSeq and is a predicted model, not a curated record. NCBI's taxonomy places the organism in Eukaryota, Metazoa, Chordata, Actinopteri, Scombriformes, Scombridae. Bases 584 to 3382 code for a protein of 932 amino acids. Gene Ontology annotation, molecular function: small GTPase binding; protein serine/threonine kinase activity; ATP binding.
AGUGUGUGUGUGGCAUGCGAUAACAGACAAGAGACUGAGGCGUGUUCAUGUUUCACGGAUGUUACCGGGAGGAAAAGAAGAGAAGAAGUGGAUUCUUUCUUUGGUUUUAUGUCCUCUGUGGAUGUGACUUUAUGAGCAGGACACGACGGAGUGCCGCUGCUGCUGGCGGGGUUUAAGGGGUCCUUGCUAGCUGUUGAAUGGCACUAGUUUUUUUUGGGUGCUCUUUUUAAGUGGCGUGUCUUUAAUUGUGUUUUUUUUUAAAACGUGAACGCAUUUUUAUCAGUGUGAAGUGAAAGCUAUCGUCGGUGAAACGCGCUGAAAGGCACAGGGAGGUUCAGCUCAGGCGCGGCCAGGCAAGCCAACAAUGCGGAUUACCUCUUGACUGUUUUGCCUUUGUGUCAAUAGACUUGUUUGUGUAAAGUUGAGACAACACUCACAGGACGAACAACCCGGAGUCAUUCUUCAAUUAUCAGUGUGUUUUAUUGGCUGAAGAGGACCGACAGUACGUUGAUUAACCCCCACAUGUGCACAGGUUGUCUGUGAAGCAGCACUGGCUGAAAACAGAGCAACAGGGACAAUAACGAUGGCCAACGACUCUAUUCAAAGUGACCCAGACGGGCUGUCGGUUCUGGAGCAGCUGGGUCUGGACCAAAACUCGGACUUCUCAGACUCCAGCGUACAGCAGCUUCUGGACGAGCAGCGCGAGAGGAUCCGCAGAGAGAUCCGCAAGGAGCUGAAGAUCAAGGAAGGAGCUGAGAACCUGCGCAGGGCAACUACUGACAAGAGGAACGCACAGCAGGUGGACAGCCAGCUGCGAACCUCCAACCGUAGACUGGACAGUCUGCAUGCUCAGUUGCAGGAGCUGGAUGCUCACAUUGUGGUGAAAGGAGGUGAUGAGAAUAAAGAUGAGUGUCCUCAGUCUCCAGGGGCAGAGAGUCGAACAUCAGCCCACAAGGAACGCAUUGCUGCCCUGGAGAGACAGCUCAACAUCGAGCUCAAAGUCAAACAGGGAGUUGAGAACAUGAUCCCCAUCUACUCCAAUGGAUCCACCAAGGAUAAGAAGAUGCUACAAACAGCACAGCAUAUGCUGCAGGACAGUAAGACCAAAAUUGACAUCAUCCGCAUGCAAAUCCGCAAGGCUGUACAGGCCACUGAGCACAAUGAUGACACACAGGGUAACCAGGACCUGUGUGGGAUGGAGCUACGAAUAGAAGAGCUGAGACAUCACUACAGGGUUGAACAUGCUGUCGCUGAGGGGGCCAAAAACGUACUCAGGCUCCUGGGGGCCAACAAGGUCCAGGACAAGAAAGCCUUGUCUGAGGCACAGUCUCGUCUGAGUGAGGCGUCUCAACGCAUGGACCUCCUGAGAGACUCUCUUGACCACCGUCUAGCAGAGCUGCCAGAGGACCAUCCCAAGGCCAACGUCAUCAAAGAGGAGCUGGUCCUGGCCUCCUCCCCUGCAUUCAGCUCACGCCAUGGCGCCCCCUACCUCCACAACCAGUACAGCACCCUCAACAAGCCCUCACCUCUUACUGGCACCUUACAGGUGCAGGUGCUAGGCUGUGUGGGGUUGUUGGAGGUGGUCCCAGGACGCAGUAAAGGGACAGCUGUCAUGCUACCCUGCUACAGCCCCGGGGACACCAGGUCUUUCAUGAGGGGCAGCAAGGGACUGUACGGGCGGAGCGGCUCAGUCAGUGGAAAAACACCUAGCAAAACAGAGGAGCUUUCCUCGGAAGUAAGUGCAGUGCUAAAGCUGGAUAACACAGUGGUGGGCCAGACGGCUUGGAGGACUGUGGGAGAACAAGCCUGGGACCAGACCUUCACUGUGGAACUGGAAAGGACAAGGGAGAUGGAGAUUGCCGUCUACUGGAAGGACUACCGCUCACUGUGCGCUCUUAAGUACCUGAAGCUGGAAGAGUUCCUGGACAACCAGAAACACAGAGUUCAGCUGGAGCUGGAGCCUCAGGGUCUGCUGCUGGCCGAGGUCACCUUCUUUAACCCAGUCAUUGAGAGAGUUCCUCGUCUCCAGAGGCAGAAAAAGGUCUUUUCUAAGCAGCAAGGCAAGGCGUUCCUUCGAGCUCGACAGAUGAACGUGGAUAUCGGGACGUGGGUGAGGCUGCUUCGGAACGCCAUUCCUACUGUCAACAACUCAGGAACUUACAGUCCCAAUGCACACAGCCUCACACUCAAUGCUGGGGAGAUCUCAGUGGAGAAGUUGAGUCUGGACAGCGACUCUCCGAUAAGAGGCGAUUACAAGAGAGACGUGGAAAUACACACCCCGGAUCGACUGCCAGUCAUCGAGCCCUUCUCCCCCCCAGAUCUCACCCCUGAGUGCCCUGUCCGAACCCCAUCAGUUGGCAGUAAGCAGAAGAAAGGCCCUCUUUCCCUGCAGGACUUCAGGCUGAUUGCUGUGUUGGGCAGAGGACACUUUGGGAAGGUGUUGUUGUCAGAAUACAAGAAGACAGGCACGAUGUACGCCAUCAAAGCCCUGAAGAAAGGAGAUAUCAUCGCUCGAGAUGAGGUGGAAAGUCUAAUGUGCGAGAAGCGCAUCUUUGAGGCCGUGAACAUGUCGCAGCAUCCCUUCCUGAUCAACCUGUUUGCGUGCUUCCAGACACCAGAGCAUGUGUGUUUUGUCAUGGAGUACACUGCAGGAGGCGACCUUAUGAUGCACAUCCACACUGACGUCUUCACAGAGCCACGAGCCGUGUUUUAUGCAGCCUGUGUGGUUCUUGGACUUCAGUUCCUCCAUGACAAUAAAAUUGUGUACAGAGACCUCAAGCUUGACAACCUGCUGCUAGACACAGAUGGUUAUGUGAAGAUCGCUGACUUUGGACUGUGUAAAGAAGGAAUGGGUUUUGGAGAUCGGACAAGCACAUUCUGUGGGACACCAGAAUUUUUAGCCCCCGAGGUCCUAACUGAUACGUCAUACACAAGAGCAGUAGACUGGUGGGGACUGGGGGUCCUUAUCUACGAAAUGUUGGUGGGAGAGUCUCCUUUCCCAGGGGAUGAUGAGGAGGAGGUGUUCGACAGCAUUGUGAAUGAUGAAGUCCGCUACCCACGCUUCCUCUCCACUGAGGCAAUUGGCAUCAUGAGAAGGCUGUUAAGGAGGAACCCCGAGAGACGACUGGGCUCUGGUGAGAAGGAUGCGGAGGAGGUGAAGAAGCAGCCAUUUUUCAGGAACAUAGACUGGGAGGGCUUGCUCCAAAGGAAGGUCACCCCUCCAUUCAUGCCCUCCAUUGGCAGUAAGGAAGAUGUCAGUAACUUCGAUGAAGAGUUCACCACUGAAGCGCCGACACUCACACCUCCACGUGAGCCACGUGUACUCUCCCGCAAAGACCAGGACAGCUUCCGAGACUUUGACUACGUGUCUGACCUCUGCUAGUGGGUCGUCGGCUCGCAGAACUCAAGGAAUGUUCAAUAUUGAAGGCUUUGCAACGGUUUUGUCAGAGCAGACCGUUUCUACAGAUCGUCUGAUUGUUAAUUACACUGUGAAUGAAUGCGGAGAGGCCGAAGGCAGUCGGUCUGUGUUUUGUGUGUCUGCAAGGUUUUAAAGAUAUGGACUGAGAAAAUAAAAAGAGGGGACAUGGCAGAUGGUGUAAAAUGUUUGAUGGACAAAUACGCGACAGUUGAUGUGUCCCCUCUCCAAUCACUUUAAAACACACCAGUGACAUUAGCCUUUAAAAUGCCUCCUCCCAUCCUCCUACGUGUCAGUGUGGUCACCUGUGCAGCUGUGAGAGGAGGAUCUCGCUGUCUCUUUGUACUGUCGACUGUUUAGAGGUUGUUCAACACCUCACAUACCAAUGCCUUACAUUUGUAUUUGUAUUUUAUCCACAGAAGAAGAAAAAAAGUUUGUUUUUAUUUUGUGGCUCUUGGUGUAAAGCAGCAGGAAGAGUGAUUUACUCGUCAGAAGAAUUUGUGACAUGCAGAGUGAAUUUGUACUCAAAGCUUAUGACGAUGACCCUAACAUUGAGUCAAGCUGACUGAUGUUAGGUGAAAUUUGAGUUAACUACGGGGUAAAGAACCACUGUCUUACUUCACUGCCAUGGACUUUUCUUUGGACUUAUACCAACUACCUUUUUAAAAUGUGUGUUUAGAUUUUAAUUUCUGUGAGAAAACAACAAUUUACAAAUGAGUCAUAUUUGAUGACAAUUUACUCUUGAAUGCAUUAUUCAAUACCAUGCACAUACAUACAAUUGGGUAUUAUACAUAAUUUGAUUUUUGAUUUUUUUAAGUGCUUUGUUAGUUCAUUCACAAGCACAAAAUGACACCUAUCAGCACUAAAGCUAUGUGGCAUGCAAGUUUUUCCUUUUUUUUUAAAUGAAAAAAAUUAAACACUAAGACUUGCUGUACAAGUAACAGAUUGUCGAUUAUGAGUUUUAGACUCAUCCAUCCAGUUAUCUAGAUGCUACCAGAGUUUUGUGGACAUGAAAUAAGUAAUUUCCCUCCAAGACGAUGAUAUCUGGCUUUGAAACUCAUCAAACACUGGCUGUAGCAACUGUGUUAGUGUUAAUGUCAGUUUUUAGAGCUUAAAAUCUAUCUGUUGUGGUCAUUAUAAGGUUUGGUUUUCAUCACAAGGAUGAAAUCGUCUUUGAUUCCGUUGAAACCAAUUGAUAUCUUAGUGCUUUUGGAAACACAGUACAACCAAUUAGAGCUCGCCGCUUUAGAUCUUAGCUAAAAAUGUUCUCUUGGCAAUACAUUUUUAUGAACAACAAUAUCAUAGAGACUCAUAAAUGUUGGAAAAUAUGAGCCAGUGGUAUAAGCCUUGUUGGCCAUGUAGUGGAGAUCAGUCCUCUGUAAAACAUUUCUGAGAACAGUAGAGGUUUGUUGUGAAGCUGUAUGUAUGACAGUGUGGAUUUUACUUAUCUUGUGUACGACAAUACAAAACCAUGUGAGAGUAUGAGAUGACUUAUUUUAUAAAGAAAACCUGGAGUGAA